Fusarium tjaetaba is the source of this 639-nucleotide messenger RNA. Its product is annotated as coiled-coil domain protein. Bases 1 to 639 code for a protein of 212 amino acids. The record is from RefSeq and is a predicted model, not a curated record. Lineage: Eukaryota; Fungi; Ascomycota; Sordariomycetes; Hypocreales; Nectriaceae. The transcript has 2 exons.
AUGAGUUCGAAGCUCAACAGUUCAUGCCCGCCGCUCGAAGGUGAUCGGCAAGAGGAACGACCCAGCACCUCACCUUGGCUGGCGCCGUCUCGUAUCAUCAACUUCAAUAACAAGAACUGGGUCUCCGUGCCUGAAGAAAUUCUCAAGAACCACCCGGCCUUCCUCGCCUGUUGGAAGGGCCAACAAACACUCGUCUUCCCGGCUGCUCCCUACCAUGUGGCUCAUGUGCUUCUUCACUACAUACACAAAGGGGAGUACCGUAACUUGAAGGUACAUGGCACAUACCAAGAAAGUUGUGUCAUUGAUUUCAGCACGGCCAUCUAUGCCUACAAGAUUGGCAUCAAGUACCAGCUACCAGAGUUGAGCCGAUUGGCUGCAGAAAGGACCCGGAUCUACGGAGGUCAAAUCGCGUUUCCUGAGAUGACCAAGCGCUUGUCGAGCCCUCCCUUUAAUAAUAUGGAGCUACAAGGUGUGCUACGGUCUUACCUCUGCAGUAGAAUAACUCGAGAAGGCACAGUCAUGAGUACUGAAUCAAGAGCUGAGAUCGAGAAGUUUAUGGGGAGCACUAUGAUCGCAAUCCUGUACCAGAGCAUCGCUCGACUUGAGAGAGAAGCAGACGCUGAAAAAGACCGUGAAUGA